AUGGAAGAGAUCAAUAACAAACCAAACUAUUCCGUCGAAGAACAGCAAUGCGAGACACAUUUCGUAGAGAAUGUUACCCGAAAUUCUGAAGGAAGAUAUAUGGUGCGUCUUCCACGCCAUCCCGAUUUCGAUCACAUGCUGGGUGAUACGAAAGCUGUUGCCAUGCGCCAAUACCAUUCCCUGGAGAAACGCUUGGAGCGCGAUCCGAACUUGAAGCAGGAAUACCAAAAUUUUCUCGCCGAGUAUCUAUCGUUAGGCCACCUUCGAAUCAUUUCUGCGAAUGAACCCGAGCCGCCACAGGUCUCUUACAUUCCGCACCAUCCCGUCGUGAAGGAGUCAAGCAUCACCACAAAAGCCCGUGUGGUAUUCAAUGGAUCGGUACACUCCACUACCGGAUUUUCCCUGAACGACACCCUACAAGUUGGUCCAGUAGUGCAAGACGAAUUGCUCACCUUAAUUCUUCGUUUUCGCAAGUACCCUGUUGCACUCGUCGCUGACAUCGAGAAAAUGUACCGUCAGGUACUGGUCGACCCAAGAGACACCCCUCUGCAAAGAAUAUUUUGGCGUUUUCAACCCGAUGGCCCCAUCGAAACGUGCGAAUUGUUAACCGUAACGUACGGUUUGGCGUCUUCGUCUUUUCUUGCUACUCGCACCCUAAGUCAAUUGUGUAAAGAUGAAGGAGACAACUUUCCGCUCGGAGGACCAGCCCUGGUGAAAAACUUUUAUGUCGACGACUUUAUAGGAGGUGCCCAAUCCAUCGGCGAAGCAAUCCAUACCAGAACUGAAUUGAAUCAGCUGCUCGCGAAAGGCGGGUUUCAGCUCCGCAAAUGGGCAUCCAACGAUUCACGGGUACUUGAAGGUCUAGAUCCGUCACAAAUUGAAACGAAAGCAUUUCUGAAUCUCGAAACAGAAAAGGCAGUCAAAACUCUAGGCGUGAGAUGGGAGCCCAAACCAGAUAAAUUAAGCUUUGAAAUUGCUUCCAUCGAUCCUACUAGUGCUUCAACAAAAAGGACGAUUCUAUCUGGUGUAUCCAAGCAUUUCGACCCUCUUGGAAUCACUGCUCCAGUUGUCAUUCGCGCGAAAAUACUCCUGCAAGAGCUGUGGCUGCAACCAUGUGGAUGGGAUGACGAAGUUCCUGAUCCUGUCAACGAGAAGUGGAUAUCCUACUGUUCCGAUUUGACAAAGCUAUCCUCCUACGCAGUUGACCGAUGCGUUUUUCUUCCAAACUCUACCUACGAGCUUCACACGUUCGCUGAUGCGUCUGAGCAAGCAUACGGCGCUUGCACCUUUGCCAGGUCAAUUUCCUCCAAAGGCCAGAUCCGUGUUCAUCUGAUAGCUGCAAAAUCUAGAGUCGCUCCCCUCAAACGUCUAUCGAUACCAAGGUUGGAAUUAUCAGCUGCCGUACUCGCCGCCAGAUUACACGCAAAAAUCCUCGAAGCCCUCGAUAUGGCCAUAUCUGCAUCCUAUUUUUGGUCCGAUUCAUCAGUUACCCUCGAGUGGUUACGUUCUCCUCCGCAUGUUUGGAAAACCUUCAUUGCCAACCGAGUAUCCGAAAUUCAAACCACCACCCACGGAUCGCAGUGGAACCACGUCGCAGGAAUCCAUAAUCCAGCUGACCUGAUAACGAGGGGAAUGAAAGUGGAUGAAUUUCUGAGCAGUGAUCUUUGGCACCACGGUCCAUCUUGGCUUAGUCUGCAUAGGGAAAGCUGGCCAACAACAACCAAUGUGAGCAACCAUUCCGAUGAAGUUUUUGAGCGACGCAUCAUGGUGGCGGCCAUUCAAAGUCGACCAAUCGUGAAUGAAAUUUUCUUGCGAACCAAAUCCUACCAACGACUGCUUCGUGUAACGGCCUACUGCCUACGGUUCAUCAAUGUCUGCCGUCAACGAGAAUCAUCAGAUCGACUAGAAGGAAGUACCGUACUCAACGUGGAGGAAUUGUCGCUGUCUCAUAUGAAGCUAGUAAAGCUGGCCCAAAUCGAUUCGUUCGGUGAAGAAAUUAGGGAAUUGGGUAGAGGGAAGCCAGUAUCGAAACGAUCAAAUUUGCGCCUAUUGAGUCCAUUUCUCGAUUCAGACGGAAUCAUUCGAGUCGGGGGAAGACUAAAUCUCUCAGAGCAGCCCUAUCACACGAAGCAUCCAAUCCUACUUCCCAGUUCCCAUCCUUUCACACGUUCUGUUGCUGUCUUCUACCAUAACAAACUGUUGCAUGAUGGCGGCCGUGUAACAUUAGCUGCAAUGCGGCAAGAAUACUGGCCGAUUCAGGGGAGAAGGUUAUUGAACAGCAUCAUGCGCAAUUGUUUUCGAUGCACGCGAGCAUCUCCAACACCAGCAGCACAACAAACAGGGCAACUACCGCAGCGAAGAAUUACACCAAGCAGACCAUUCACCGUCACCGGCGUCGAUUACGCUGGUCCAGUGUACCUGAAACCACCACAUAAACGGGCAUCGAGUAUCAAGGCAUAUAUAAGCAUUUUUGUGUGCUUUACGACGAAAGCUGUGCAUAUCGAACUGGUUAGUAGCCUCUCCACCGCUGCUUUCAUAGCAGCUCUUCGAAGGUUUAUUUCUCGCCGUGGUCGACCGACCCACAUAUACUCUGACAACGGCAAGGAUUUUGAGGGAGCACGAAAUGAAUUGCGGGAACUAUACCAAUUAUUGCAACGGAAAAAAGCAUCAGGAGAAAUUUCCACCAUCUGCGCGACCGACGGAAUCCAAUGGCACAUGAUUCCUCCGAAGGCCCCCCACUUUGGCGGCCUAUGGGAGGCGGCAGUGAAAACGGCGAAGAAGCACCUGCACAGACAACUUGGCAAAACCGCAUUAUCCUUCGAAGACAUGACUACUAUCCUGUCGCAGAUUGAGGCCUGUAUGAAUACGAGGCCUCUCACACCGAUGACGGAGAUCCCAGACGAUUUGGCAAUCCUCACUCCAGCACAUUUUCUCAUCGGCUCCGCUAUGUUGGCUCUACCUGAAGCUGACGUUACCGAGACACCACUCAACCGACUGGAUCACUACCAAAAACUUCAGGAGCGAGUCCAGAAGUUUUGGCAUCUUUGGCGAACGGAUUAUCUGCAUGAGAUGCAGAAAGAAGGAAGGCGAACAACACCAAAUACUUCUUUUCAACCAGGACGAAUGGUGAUUUUGGUCGACGAGUCUCUAUCACCUGCAAGAUGGCCGCUAGCCAGAAUAACCGAAGCACAUCCAGGCAGAGAUGGACUAAUCCGCGUUGUAGGACUUAACACCAGCAAAGGGACCAUCAAGCGACCUGUUACCAAGGUUUGCCUUCUACCUUAUGAAGAUUAUGUACCUGAAAUUAAUGAAAACUGUUAA
This is a messenger RNA of Armigeres subalbatus, 3321 nucleotides long. RefSeq lists its product as uncharacterized. Gene Ontology annotation, biological process: DNA integration. The record is from RefSeq and is a predicted model, not a curated record. Lineage: Eukaryota; Metazoa; Arthropoda; Insecta; Diptera; Culicidae. The transcript has a single exon. The coding region runs from base 1 to 3321 and encodes 1106 amino acids. Gene Ontology annotation, molecular function: nucleic acid binding.